Messenger RNA from Penicillium antarcticum, 1581 nucleotides. RefSeq names its product putative MFS hexose transporter. Gene Ontology annotation, biological process: transmembrane transport; carbohydrate transport. Gene Ontology annotation, molecular function: carbohydrate:proton symporter activity. Bases 1 to 1581 code for a protein of 526 amino acids. The record is from RefSeq and is a predicted model, not a curated record. Gene Ontology annotation, cellular component: membrane. Lineage: Eukaryota; Fungi; Ascomycota; Eurotiomycetes; Eurotiales; Aspergillaceae. The transcript has 9 exons.
AUGCCUAUCGCAGUUGGAGCGUCGACGCUCAAGUCUGAGCUACAAGCUGCUCAGAAUGAGAAGCCUGAGUUGGAGAGAGUCACUUGGUGGCAGGAACCAGGCCUGCGCAAGCUUUAUUGGUGGGCUGCGGUGCUGUGUAUUGCCUCUGCGACUACUGGAUAUGAUGGAAUGAUGCUCAAUACCUCCCAGAACAUUGAUGCGUGGCAGACCUAUUUCCACACUCCCGUUGGCUCCAAGUUGGGACUGAUGAAUGCAUCCUACCAAAUUGGUAGUCUUGUCAGUUUCCCAUUUGUUCCUUUUAUUGCCGAUCGAUGGGGUCGUAAGCUCCCAAUUAUCAUCGGGUGCGUUUUGAUGAUCUUCGGUGGCUUGCUCGGUGCAUUCUGCAAGAACUAUGGCAUGUAUGUCGCCGGUAGAUUGUUCCUCGGUUUCGGUGGCAGUCUGGCCCAGAUGGCCUCCCCGGUUCUCCUUGCCGAGAUCUGCCACCCCCAACACCGUGGUAUCGUCACUACUAUCUACAACUGUCUUUGGAACUUUGGUGCAUUGGUCGUCGCAUGGAUUGCUUGGGGAACUAUGAACAUCCCCAACGACUGGUCGUGGCGUAGCUUGACCAUCCUCCAAAUCUUCCCAGCCCUAAUUCAGAUCGCAUUCAUCUGGUGGGUCCCCGAAUCUCCCCGUUGGCUCGUCUCCAAAGAGCGCUACGAGGAAGCCUUGGAUAUUCUGUCCUACUACCACGGAAAUGGAGACAAGAACAACGCCACCGUCCAAUUUGAAUACCGCGAGAUCAAGGAGACUAUCAGCAUGGAGAUGCAGUAUCAGAAGAACAGCAGCUACCUCGACUUUAUGCGGACCAAGGGUAACCGUUAUCGUCUGGCAAUUCUGGUCUCGCUGGGAAUUAUCUCUCAAUAUAGUGGCAAUGCGUUGUUCAGUAACUAUACCAACUUGAUCUACAACAGCAUGGGUAUUACUGAGCAGAACAAGAAGAUUCCGCUUGAUGGUGGUAAGACUCUGCUCAGUUUGAUUGUCGCUGUGACCAGUGCUUUAUUCGUUGAUCGGUUCGGACGACGACCUCUUUUCCUCAUUUCUACAGUUGGUAUGGUUCUCAUGUUCCUCGCGUGGACUGUUGUAUCUUCCGUCUACGAGCGAACCCAGGAUGUCAAGAGCGCAGGAUACCCACAAGUCGUCUUCGUCUGGCUCCACGCUGUCGUAUACUCCAUUGCCUGGUCAGGUCUGCUUGUUGCAUACUCGCUUGAGAUUCUACCUUAUCGCCUGCGUGCCAAGGGUAUGAUGAUCAUGAAUUUGACUGUGCAGGCCGCUUUGGUCCUUGGAAACUACACCAACCCCAUUGCUUGGGAGAACCUGCCUCAUCACUGGAACUUGUCGCUCAUCUACACUGUCUGGAUCUUCGUUGAGCUCCUCUUUGUCUACUUCUUCUAUAUUGAGACUCGUGGUCCUACUCUGGAGGAGCUGGCUAGAAUUUUCGACGGUGAUGACGCCGUUGUCGCACAUGUUGAUCUGCACCAGGUUGAGAAGGAGAUUCAGGUUACUGAGAAGGAGACGACAUCCUAUGUGGAGCGUGCUUAG